CGUCAUUUCCUGUAACUUCUCCGAUGCCCUGAAUUACAUUUUCAGUCGCUUGUGAAGGGGAAGGAAAGAUGUCGGGUGCUGGGGGAGGGAAACGUCCCUCGGGAGGGGAUAGCCCCCCUGGCCCACCUGAGAAGAAAAGCAAGAAAGAGGAGAAGACCACCACCACCCUCAUUGAGCCAAUCCGGAUAGCUGGAGUCUCCUCUACGGAGGAAAUGGACAUGAAGGUCCUCCAGUUCAAGAACAAGAAGCUGUGUGAGCGCCUGGAGCAGAGGCAGGCGAUGGAGGAUGAGUUACGAGAGAAAAUUGAGAAGUUGGAGAAGAGACAAGCUACCGAUGACACAACCCUGCUGAUUGUCAACCGCUACUGGUCACAGUUGGAAGAAAAUCUGCAUGUUCUACGUAAACGUAUCGAGCCAGAAACUCCAAUGCCAUCCACCCCCGCCCCACCCUCUGUCCCUCCACUUGACCCCUCGCCAAUGGAAGUAGAUGGUGUUACUCUGGCCUCGCCAAGUUCUGUGGUGCCUCCAACAUCCCUCCCAGAGGCUCAGAGUGAGGGGGACCAAGCAGAGCAGCAGGAGGAACGUCAGGAUGAGUGUCAGGAGGAGCAGCAGCCCCCUCUGCCUACAGGGUCUGAAAAUGUGAUGAUGCCCACAGAACCACCACAGGACUCAACAAAAGAUGCCUCCCCGCCCCCGCCUCCCCUAAGUGAGAAUGCCAAGGGUUUUCUCACUACCUUGGAGCACAGCAGCGAAGAGGAACUGACCCUGCACCUCCAGGACCGCAUGCAGUUCAGCAAGGGAGCUGUGGCCUGCUUGGUCUGUGUCUUUGACAGACUACACAGCCACAUCGACAACAUGUGCAAGCAGAUCCAAGCUGCAGCCUGUGAGAGUGAAAGCCAGUCUGAAAUGAUCAGUGAGAACCAAACUCUGCUGGAGGAGAAUUGUCGUCUACGAGAUCUGGCCACUCUCCUGCAGGGCAGACACCACAAAACGUCCAUGGAGUACAACGAGUUAGUGGACAAGGUGACCAGCUCCGAGACCAAAGUGUCUGAGAUGGAGACGACUGUGGAGGACCUGCAGUGGGACAUGGAGAAACUCAGCAACAGGGAACAAAAGCUCAACAAACAUCUGGCAGAAGCCAUGGAGCAGCUUAAAUCUGGGUACAGCUGCACCGGAAGCUCAGGUGGACUACCUGGAGGCCAGAUUACACUUAACAUCCAGAAGUUUGAGAGUCUCAAUGCAGAGUUGGAGCACAAUCAGGAGAUGGCCAAUAGCCGAAUGGCAGAGUUGGAGAAACUACAGGGGGAGCUCCAGGAAGCUGUGAGAGAGAGUGAGAAGCUCAAGAUUGACCUGCGGAAUAUUCCAGAAGAGGUUGUGAAGGAGACUCAAGAAUACAAAUGUCUGCAGUCCCAGUUCUCCCUGUUGUACAACGAGUCACUUGGGGUUAAAACGCAGCUGGAUGAGGCCCGGGCCCUUCUGCUGACUGCAAAGAACGCCCACCUGCGACAGAUUGAGCACAUGGAGAGUGAUGAGCUGUCACUUCAGAAGAAGCUGCGCACUGAGGUCAUCCAGCUGGAGGAUACACUUGCUCAGGUGCGCAAAGAAUAUGAGAUGCUCCGUAUCGAGUUUGAGCAGAACCUGGCAGCUAACGAGCAAGCGGGACCAAUCAACAGGGAGAUGAGACACCUCAUCAGCAGCCUGCAGAACCACAACUUACAGUUGAAGGGCGAUGUGCAGCGCUAUAAGAGGAAGUUGCGGGAAACCCAGAUGGAGAUCAAUAAGUUGCGUUGUCAGAGUGGCGACACUGGGGUCCUCAUACUCGAGGAGACAACAAGUGACAGCAUGGAUGUGAAGAAAGAGGAGGACGAGGACCCGGAGGAGGAGGAGGAGAGGAGGAAGGAACUGGAGAGGCAGCGGGCCCGGGACAGAGAGAGGGAGAGAGAGGCUGAGCGAGAACGAGAGAGAGAGCGCGAGAGAGAGAGGCUACGAAAUGAUGAGCUGAAGAGGAAGGACUCGGACACACUGAAGAUGCUCAGAGUAGAACUCAAGGAAAGCCAGGAGUCCCAGAAAGAGAUGAAGCUGUUGUUGGACAUGUACAAGUCGGCUCCCAAGGAGCAGAGGGACAAAGUGCAGCUCAUGGCAGCUGAACGCAAAUCUAAAGCAGAGGUGGAUGAGUUGAGAAUGCGCGUGCGAGAGCUGGAGGAGAGGGAGAGGAAGGAGAGCAAGAAGCUUGCUGAUGAAGACGCCCUCAGGAAGAUCCGAGUGGCAGAGGAGACCAUCGAGCAUCUGCAAAAGAAACUUGCUGCCACUAAGCAGGAGGAGGAAGCCCUGCUGAGUGAGAUGGAUGUGACGGGCCAGGCCUUUGAGGACAUGCAGGAGCAGAACAGCCGGCUGCUGCAGCAGCUACGCGAGAAGGACGACGCCAACUUCAAGCUGAUGAGUGAGCGGAUCAAAUCCAACCAGAUCUACAAACUUCUGAAAGAGGAGAAGGAAGAGUUAGCGGACCAAGUUCUUACAUUUAAAACACAGGUUGAUGCCCAGCUACUGGUGGUGCAGAGACUAGAAGAAAAAGAGGGCGUCCUUCAGAGCACCCUCGCUGCUCUGGAAAAGGAACUUGCUGUCCGGACACAAGCACUAGAACUGAACAAGAGAAAGGCUGUGGAGGCCGCCCAGCUGGCAGAGGACCUGAAGGUGCAGCUGGAGCACACACAGGCCAAGCUCAAGGAGAUCCAGGUCUCUGUGGCAGAAAACCGCACUGCUCGGGAGAGGGAGAGCAGCAACCUGAAACGAUCACAGGAGGACCUGUCCCGGCUGCGACGGAAGUUGGAGAAACAGAAGAAGGUGGAAGUGUACUCUGAUGCUGAUGAGAUCCUGCAGGAGGAGAUCAACCAGUACAAGGCCAAGCUGCGCUGCCCCUGCUGCAACACACGAGACAAGGAGACGGUGCUCACCAAGUGUUUCCACGUGUUCUGCUACGAGUGUCUGAAGAUGCGCUACGACACUCGACAGAGGAAGUGCCCCAAGUGCAACUGCGCCUUCGGAGCCAAUGACUUCCACCGCAUCUACAUCACUUAACUCACCGAGAGACAGGAGGAGUGGAACGAGAAGGAAGUAGACCAAAGGAAGGUAGAAGAAGAAUAGAGGGACUGGAGAUUGAUUUAAAGACAUUUUUGGGGAGUUUAGAUGAGAAUGAUUCCCCGUUUGAAACUCUCUUUGGAAACAGACUUUUGUUCUCCUGCAUCAUCAUCCACACUUGAUUUGGUGACCAAACAGUGUGUGUGCUGUAGUUAAUAAACACAGAUGUUUGUGAACACGGUGAUAUUCACACAUGUUAAGCUGCUCUGCACUGUUUUUCAUGUCCUUGUUAAUGUUGAACAUCCCCUCUUUUAACAAACCCCCCUCCCCUCCCCCUUUUCAACAUGUCUUUAGUUUUUUUUUUUGUUUGUUUAUUGUAUCAAAAAACUUGGAACUGCAGUGGUACAUGUUUUUAUCUCCCUGAAGCGUUUCUCUGAGUCGUUUUGUCCUGCUGCUUUUGUAAAACCCUGUAAAAUCAGUGAAGCUGAAAUUUAAACUUCAUAAUUAAAAGAAGCCAUCCUCUUGAAAACUGGAGGGUUGCAUGUGAAAAAACGCAA
This is a messenger RNA of Labrus bergylta (ballan wrasse), 3631 nucleotides long. The record is from RefSeq and is a predicted model, not a curated record. NCBI's taxonomy places the organism in Eukaryota, Metazoa, Chordata, Actinopteri, Labriformes, Labridae.